Molecule: messenger RNA, 2455 nt
Organism: Hyphopichia burtonii NRRL Y-1933
Lineage: Eukaryota; Fungi; Ascomycota; Pichiomycetes; Serinales; Debaryomycetaceae
Gene: ASH1
Product: DNA-binding transcription repressor
Exons: 1
Coding region: 306-2234 (642 amino acids)
Biological process (GO): regulation of DNA-templated transcription
Molecular function (GO): zinc ion binding; sequence-specific DNA binding
Source: RefSeq, a predicted model, not a curated record
UUUUUUUUUGUUUUUUAAGGAAUUUUUCUUUUUUUUUCGCUCAAAGCAUAAAAAUAUCUGCGUGCAAUUAGUUUUCCGUUUUGGGCCAAUCACAAAUCUUACAUCAACAGAUUUAACUUUCCAAUCAUUCAUCUGGUUAUAUAAAGGAAAGCGAUUUUUCAUCUCUUCGUCGUGACACUCAACAGUUUUAAAGCCUUGCCGGUGUCCCUUGAUUAUCCUGGUUUUUUGUUUUUCCGUCUUUUGGUUCGUUUGUGUAAGUUUUGCACCCUGGAUCUGGUCUAAUUUCCUGUUUAAGUUAUCUAAGAAUGAGUGUAAUACUGUCGAAGAAUAUGUUCAAUAACCAGAUUAAUUCGUUCACUCCAAGCCAUAUAAGAUCUAAUUCUUAUAACGAGUUGUUAAAUCAAUUUAAGAACAAAAUCACUUCAAAAGAUGGGAAAUUACCUCCAAUGACCACUGGAUUCCAUCAUUCCACUUCAGCUUCUACUCCAGUAACUGCUUUAAUGGGUAAUUCAAAACAUUUUUAUACGAAGAAAAGAUCUUAUAGUGAUUUGAUGAGAGAAUCAUCUAAUGAAUUUGAAAAUGAUUUAAAUGAUACAAAAAGGUCAAGAACUGCUCCUCCUUCUCCUCCAUUAGAGAGUAAAAACACCUUUCCUUUAAUAAGGAAAAGAAGUACUACUCAAAGAGCAAGAUCAUUAUCACCAAUUAGGAGAGCUUUCAAUCCGAUUUCUCCUUCUAAUUCUCCAUCCAAUUCGCCAAUUGUCACCCCGGCAAAAGCAUCCAUUAUAAAUAAAAAUGAUUCGAUUAAUACUAACUCUUUGAAUUAUACAACUACUAAUUCAACUGCUCCAACUUCAAAUACUUCUUCAAUGUCAGAACCAAAAGUUACUUUGCCUAGCAUCAUGACCGCUUUAAAUGCAGCUCCCAUCACUCCAAAGGCUCCAAUCAAAUUAAAACCAAUCACUCCAACCGUGUCGUUAGAUUAUUUCGAUACUUAUAAACCAAAUGAUGAAAAUUGGAGAUAUGAAUUAUUAGAUAGCAUUAAUCGUUCCUCAAAACAUUUUAAUUUAAAUCAAUAUAAUUACCUCAAUAAGCAUGUUUCAAAAUCAUCUAGCAUUGAUACUUCCCCAAAUCUGUACUAUAAUAAUAAUACUAAUAUUAAUAAUAAUUCUGCAUCAUCACUUCCUUCUGCAUUCAAACCACAAUUCGAUUCGAGAAUUAGCUCUAAAAUUAGAGAUAAUACUAAACCAACCUUAAUUCCAAAAAUUGAUAUUUAUUCAGAAAGAAAAAUUGAUUUUCCUUAUGAAUCUAAUUAUACUUAUUUAAAUAAAACUUAUUUAAAUGAUGUUGAAAAAUAUCCUGAAUACUUAGAGUUGGCCCAAUCUUUAAUUCAAUUAUCUCAACCUCAAUCUAAAAAGGAUGAUUUCAAGCCUUUCCAUCAACAACAACAACAACAACAACAACAACAACAACAACAACAACAUCAACAACAACAACAUCAACAACAACAACAACAACAACAACAACAUCAACAACAACAUCAACAACAACAACAACAACAACAACAACACUACGCUCAUUACAACAAUCAAUACUCACCUUCUUCAGUUAGAUUUCCUAACGUCCCUCUCGCAAUGCCUUUCAUUGCUCAACCAAAUUAUCAAACCCAACCUGCAAAUCCCCCCGCUUAUACUCCAAACUUAACUUCUCCUUCUUCAUCCCGUUUACCAAGUAUUCACCAGGUUAGCUCUAAUAACUCUGGCUACUUGAAUGUGAUCUCAGAAACCCCAAAUACUCCUACUAAGAAUACAACUUUCCAACAAUAUCAAUCUCAACAUCCUCAUUAUCAUCACUAUCAAUCUCAACAACAUAACCAUACAAAAUUCAUUCCAGUUACUCCUCCUUCUGCCAAAUCCAAAUCAAGAUCUGACUUAUUAAAGUCUCCGCCUAAAACUCAUUCAAAUCAUAACCAUAACCCUCGUGUUUGUAUUUCUUGUGGUUCAGACCAAUCUCCUUGUUGGAGACCUUCUUGGUCAAUUAAAGAAGGUCAAUUAUGUAACUCUUGUGGUUUGAGAUAUAAGAAAACUUCAGCAAGAUGUUUGAAUAAAGAUUGUAAAAAAAUCCCAGCUAAAGGUGAAUGGUCUCUUAUGCAAUCAAAGGGUAAAACUCAAUUCGAUGAUGGCAAUGAAGGCUUCAGUUGUUUGGAUUGUGGCUCCAAAGUUGAAGUUAAAAAAUAGACUCACCUUAAAUCUUUUCAUUACAGCUUUUCAUUUCAUAUAACCGUCUUGAAAGAUUAGUGGUCUAGCUCUAGACUUAAUUCUAGUUAAUCUGACCGUGGCAAUUUUUCACUGGUUAUUUUUACUAAGAAUUUACUAUAUAUAAGUGAUUUCUACAAGGUUGUUAAUACUCCCAUAUGUGGUUCGUUUGGUCUUAUUUCAUCAUUUCUUCUUUAUUUUGC